Molecule: messenger RNA, 2859 nt
Organism: Rosa chinensis
Lineage: Eukaryota; Viridiplantae; Streptophyta; Magnoliopsida; Rosales; Rosaceae
Product: dipeptidyl aminopeptidase 4
Exons: 7
Coding region: 335-2653 (772 amino acids)
Biological process (GO): proteolysis
Molecular function (GO): dipeptidyl-peptidase activity; serine-type peptidase activity
Source: RefSeq, a predicted model, not a curated record
GUAGAAGCCAACAAACAAAAGUACAAAACAGGUAGAAGAAGAAGAAGAGAUAGUCAAAAUCAAAAAUUAAGCGAGAUUUUGAUUCACACUGAUUCUGAAGAAUCCGAUUCCUCUCUGAGCUUUCAUGGCCGAUCAUUUUCACCUCUUUUCCAGUACGUUUGAUUCGAUCCAGUGGAUUAUACUCUGAUAAAAGAUCCGAAAAGGAUUGAUUUCUCACCUGGUAAUGCUUUUCAAUUUCGACUCACUCGGAUUCAUAUGUUUUUUCUAUGACCUACUAGUACAGGUUGGAUUGGUGUAGUGUGAAUUGUUCAAAGCAAUAGGAGUUUUAUUUGUAAUGCAAUCAGCUGAUGAGAACAAUAAGAAGAAGAAAUUGAAGUUAAGUUGCGAAAUGCCGGCCACGGACGCUAAUUUUUCACAGAAACUGGAUGACUGUAUUGUGUUUCCUAUUGAGGAGAUUGUGCAGCAGCCUCUGCCUGGAUGUGUUGCUCCUGCAUCGAUUAGUUUUAGCGGUGAUGAUAGCAUUGUGACGUAUCUGUUUAGUCCUGAUCAGAGUUUGAAUAGGAAGGUGUUUAAAUUUGACCUCAAGAGUUGUGUGGAAGAGCUGUGUUUCAGUCCUCCGGAUGGGGGGCUUGAUGAGAGCAAUAUAUCGGCGGAGGAGAAGUUGAGGAGGGAGAGGUUGAGGGAGCGCGGGUUGGGAGUGACAAGGUAUGAGUGGGUGAAGACAAGCUCGGUUAGGAAAGCAAUCAUGGUGCCAUUGCCAGCUGGGAUUUAUUUCCAGGAUCUUUCCUGUUCAGAACCGGAGCUCAAGAUUCCAAGCACACCGUCUUCACCAAUUAUUGAUCCCCAUCUGUCCCCAGAUGGUACAAUGCUUGGUUAUGUAAAAGACAGCGAGUUGCAUGUUCUAAAUUUGUUGUACAAUGAAUCAAAACAGCUUACAUCUGGUGCGAGAGGAGGUGUUUUGACUCAUGGCCUUGCUGAAUAUAUAGCGCAGGAAGAAAUGGACCGCAAGAAUGGAUACUGGUGGUCUCUAGACAGCAAAUUCAUUGCAUUCACAGAAGUUGAUUCCUCUGAGAUUCCUCUCUUCAGAAUCAUGCAUCAAGGUAAAAGUUCUGUUGGUUUGGAAGCUCAAGAAGAUCACCCUUAUCCCUUUGUGGGAGCUUCAAAUGUCAAAGUUCGCCUCGGAGUAGUUUCCUCUGCUGGAGGUCCUGUUACUUGGAUGGAGCUUCUCUGUGGGGGUACAGAUCAACCAGACAAUGAGGAGGAAUAUCUGGCAAGAGUAAAUUGGAUGCAUGGAAAUGUUCUAAUAGCUCAGGUUUUGAACAGGUCGCACAGCAGACUAAAGAUCCUUAAGUUUGACAUUAAAAAUGGGAAGAGAAAGGUUCUAUUGGUAGAAGAGCAACGCAAAUGGAUCAACUUACAUGACUGUUUUACGCCUCUAGACAAAGGACUAACCAAAUUUUCUGGGGGAUUUAUCUGGGCAAGUGAGAAAUCAGGAUUCAAACAUCUUUACCUGCAUGAUGCCAAUGGGACAUGCUUAGGUCCUAUAACAGAAGGAGAAUGGAUGGUCGAGCAAAUUGCUGGUGUAAAUGAAGCUGCUGGUCUUGUUUAUUUCACUGGAACUUUGGAUGGGCCUUUAGAAUCACACCUUUAUUGUACUAAACUAUUCACAGAUGGAAGCCAAACCUUGGAAGCUCCAGUGAAGUUGACUCUCAACAAGGGGAGGCAUGUUGUCGUGCUUGAUCAUCAUAUGAGGAAUUUUGUAGAUAUCCAUGACUCCCUAGAUUUUCCUCCCAAGGUUUUACUCUGCUCCUUGCACAAUGGCAGCAUCAUUAUGCCUUUAUAUGAGCAGCCAUUCACAAUUCCAAGAUUCAAAAGGCUUCAACUUGAGCCACCAGAGUUGGUUCAUUUACAGGCUAAUGAUGGGUCAACGUUGUAUGGGGCUAUAUACAAGCCUGAUGCAGCAAAAUUUGGACCUCCACCUUAUAAAACGAUGAUCUACGUGUAUGGUGGACCAUGCGUCCAGCUUAUUUCUGAUUCUUGGAUAAGUACAGUUGACAUGAGAGCACAGUUUCUAAGAAGCAAAGGCAUCUUAGUAUGGAAGUUGGAUAACAGAGGAACUGCUCGACGUGGACUGAAGUUUGAAGGCUCUUUAAAACACAAUGCUGGUCGUGUUGAUGCUGACGAUCAACUGACUGGGGCCCAGUGGCUUAUAGACAAAGGGCUAGCAGAAGCAGGUCACAUUGGAUUGUAUGGUUGGAGCUAUGGUGGGUAUCUUUCAGCGAUGACUUUGGCCAGGUAUCCUGAUGUGUUCCGAUGUGCAGUGUCCGGUGCCCCCGUUACAGCGUGGGAUGGGUAUGACACAUUCUAUACUGAGAAAUAUAUGGGACUUCCUUCUGAGAAUGAAGAGAGUUACAAGUAUAGCUCAUUGAUGCACCAUGUGCACAAGAUGAAAGGAAAAUUGUUACUCGUGCACGGAAUGAUUGAUGAAAAUGUGCAUUUUAGACACACUGCCAGGCUUGUCAAUGCACUUAUUGCAGCUAGGAAGACUUACGAACUGUUAAUUUUCCCGGAUGAACGGCACAUGCCACGGCAGCUUAGUGAUCGGGUUUAUAUGGAAGAAAGAAUUUGGGAAUUCAUAGAAAGAAACCUGUGAAAACUGAAAACCAUGUGCUUAUACCUUUGUUGUUGUAAUCUUCUCUUCUUUUUGGGGCCUUGGCGGACACCAGUGGCUUGAGAAAUUUGUUCAUCUCUUUCAGUUCUCUCGUUUUUCUGUUCGAAUUAAAAUCUUACUUCUGUUGUUCAAAUUUAAGUUACUGUACAAAGAUAAUAAGAGCUCAGGGUUUAUUCUUCCUCGUAGAA